This is a messenger RNA of Penicillium verrucosum, 1623 nucleotides long. RefSeq names its product M14 family metallopeptidase. The record is from RefSeq and is a predicted model, not a curated record. Gene Ontology annotation, biological process: proteolysis. Gene Ontology annotation, molecular function: metallocarboxypeptidase activity; zinc ion binding. The transcript has 2 exons. Lineage: Eukaryota; Fungi; Ascomycota; Eurotiomycetes; Eurotiales; Aspergillaceae. Bases 1 to 1623 code for a protein of 540 amino acids.
AUGAGAACAACUACCUCUACAGGCCUCUUGCUCGGCCUCGCCUCUGUGGCGAGCGCCGUUAAGUAUGGAUAUAAUCAUGUUCCUGUCAUCAAAGAGACUGAAAUAGUUGCCGGUGCUUUUGAGGACGUCGACGAUAUUGAGCUCUUAUCCCCAGCUUUCCUGACACCCAAUGUCCGGCUUCCUGGGUUCACUAAUGGCACCCAAGGGUCGUCUUCUCAAGAUGACAUGGAGGCCUUCCUCGAGAAAGUUGCUGACCGAAACCAUUACAUGACAUAUCGCACCGCUAACUUCACCUCGGAGGAGUACCGCUCUCUCCCCUACGUCCACCUUUCUACCGGCCGCGGUAGCUCCCUCCGUCGCGAUGACUCCACCUCCAAGGUGCGCGUGUGGAUCCAGGGCGCUGUUCAUGGCAACGAGCCCGCAGGCGAUGAGACCACACAGGCCCUCCUAGGCAAGUUCAACGACGACCGGGAGUGGGCUGACUCAAUUCUCGACAAGCUCGAGCUCGUCAUCCUGCCGAGGUAUAAUCCCGAUGGCGUUUUCUACUUCCAGCGCACUCUAGCGACCAACUAUGACCCCAACCGCGACCAUAUCAAGCUUGAUCGCCAGCAGACGCGUGAUAUAAAACAGCUCAUGAACGACUUCAACCCCCAUGUCAUAGUCGACAUGCACGAGUAUACUGCUGGGACGCCUUUUGGCGAGGGGCAGUACGUCCACGGCUCCGACGGUCUGUACUCGGCCGCAAAGAACCUCAAUAUCAACGAGAGCAUCCGCAAACUCUCUGAGGAACUCUUCGCCAAAAAUAUUGCCGACGAUAUGGAAGCUGCUGGUCUCCGCGCUGAGCCAUACGUUACGGGCUCCUCUGCUUCUGAUUCCAAAUUCGUCGCCGACUUCGCCGAGGCGGGCACUGACGGCAAGAUUGGUCGUAAUGCUAUGGGCCUAACCCAAGCUGUCGUCUUCCUUCUUGAGAUGCGCGGCAUUGGCAUCGCCGACCAGGAGUUCCAGCGCCGAACUGCUGCCGGUCUGACCAUGCUGAGCAGUAUUGUCCAAACCGCUGCCGAUAAUGCCGAUAAGGUUUUUAAGACCGUCGAGAACGGCGUUGAAGAGUUUAUAGAGUCAGACAGCGAUAUUAUCAUCACUGACUACAGCAAUACUGUAAUUCGUCCCUUCACUAUGGUCGACGUUCAGAACGGAAGCGUGGUCCACCCCCCUGUACGCUUCGCAUCAACGACCCCCUCCUUUGCCAACCUCACUCGAUCCCGCCCCGAAGCCUACCUUAUCCCCGUCGCAUGGGCCGGCCUCGCCGAGCGUCUGAAAGUCUCCGGUUUGGAAGUACAGACGCUGGACAAGCCGUUUGAAGGUACCGUUCAGGUGCUAACCAUCUCAUCGACCGAGGUGGACAAAUCCUACUACGAGGGUGCAUUUCGUGUGACCGCCACAACAAAGACCAGCGAGCGCGAACUAAGGCUACCGGAAGGUAGCUUUCUCGUGAGCACUAGACAGAAGAAUGCGGCGCUGGCGAUGGUGGCACUGGAGCCGGAGAACAUUGACUCGUAUGUUUCGUUCAAUAUUGUGCCAGCGAAGAAGUUAGAUGAGUACCCAAUCUUUAGGGUAAUGUCCUAA